Dioscorea cayenensis subsp. rotundata (Guinea yam) is the source of this 996-nucleotide messenger RNA. Its product is annotated as ubiquitin carboxyl-terminal hydrolase 24-like. The record is from RefSeq and is a predicted model, not a curated record. Gene Ontology annotation, cellular component: nucleus; cytosol. Gene Ontology annotation, molecular function: cysteine-type deubiquitinase activity; cysteine-type endopeptidase activity. Lineage: Eukaryota; Viridiplantae; Streptophyta; Magnoliopsida; Dioscoreales; Dioscoreaceae. Gene Ontology annotation, biological process: protein deubiquitination.
AUGUUUGAGCAUGUUUUGAAGAAAUUUACUCCAGACGUGCCUUCAAAUCUAUCUGGGGGAAGACCUAGACAAGAAGAUGCCCAAGAAUUCUUGAGUUUUGUCAUGGACCAAAUGCAUGAUGAAUUGUUGAAACUUAAAGGCCCUUCAUCACAACAUCAAAAUGGAGUUAACUGCUCUCUUGUAUCUUCUGAUGAAGAAGAUGGUUGGGAAACUGUUGGACUGAAAAAAAACCGUUCUGCUGUCACCAGAACUCAGAAAUUUCUGCCAUCUGAGUUGAGUGCAAUUUUUGGGGAACUAAGAAGUGUUGUGAAGGCAAGAGGCAACAGAGCUUCAGCUACUGUUCAGCCAUUCCUCCUGCUGCAUCUUGACAUUCAUCCGGGAACUGUUCACACAAUUGAAGAUGCAUUACAUUUAUUUUCUGCUUUGGAGACACUGGAAGGAUACAGAAUAUCCACCGGGAAGGAUGGUGAAGUAGCCGCUAGCAAGUCAGUGAAGAUUCAAGAGCUCCCUCGAAUUAUGAUACUGCAUCUAAUGCGGUUCAGCUAUGGAAGCAAUGGAAUGACUAAACUGCAUAAACCUGUCCGAUUCCCACUUGAGCUUGUACUUGGUCGCGAGUUGCUUGUACACCCAUUAUCAGAGGGACGAAGAUAUGAGCUUGUGGCAACGAUCACACACCACGGCAGAGAACCCUCAAGAGGUCAUUACACAGCUGACACGAAGUAUUCUGAUGGGCAGUGGCUCCGGUAUGAUGAUGCAUCCAUCACUGCUAUUAGCACAAGCAAAGUUUUGCAUGACGAGGCAUACGUUCUUUUCUACAGACAAAUAUAGUGCUGCAUCUACCUUACACUGAAGAGUUGAGUGACUUGGUGUCAGGCAGGUUGGCCAGAAUUGUGUCACUGGCCAUUGAGAUACUUACAUUCAUUGAUGUCUCGAGAAAUCUGAUACCUUUGUAAUGAUGCAGAGAUUAUAGUGAUUUUUGUUGGGGUUUUUUGUGCA